CGAGGUUUCUGUGCGGGCGCGCGGCGACGGCCCCUUGAAUACGGCAGGCGCGCGAAGGGAGCGGAGGCUUGAGGGCGGCGGUUGGUGCGCCGGAUGCGAGUGCGAAAGAGACAUCGCGACGAGAACCAUGGAGGUUCAGUUCCGACGAGAGCUCGGGACGCCGCCGGCCCCGUCCUCCGGUGGCGGGAGCGGCAAACCUCGCGAGGAGAAGCGGACAGCCCUGAGCAAGGUGGUCGUCCGGCGGCUCCCGCCCGGCCUCACCAAGCGGCAGCUGGAGGAGCAGCUGCGUCCGCUGCCCGCACAUGACUACUUCGAGCUCUUCCCCGCGGACCUCAGUCUUUACCCUCACCUCUACUCGAGAGCGUACAUCAACUUCAGGGAUCCAGAUGACGUCCUUCUCUUCAGAGAUCGUUUUGAUGGAUUUAUCUUCACUGACAACAAAGGCCUGGAGUACCCGGCUGUGGUUGAGUUUGCUCCAUUCCAGAAGGUGGCCAAGAAGAAGCUGAAGAAGAAAGAUGCCAAGACGGGAAGCAUCGAAGAUGAUCCUGAAUACAAGAAGUUUUUAGAAACUUACUCUGUAGAAGAGGAAAAAACCAGUGCCAGCCCAGAAAUCCUGCUGGGAGAGCUGGAGGCAAGGGCAAGGGAGCUCACAGCUAGAAGAACCACACCUCUUUUGGAAUAUAUUAAAAGCAGAAAGUUGGAAAAACAGAGAAUUCGAGAGGAGAAGCGAGAAGAACGAAGGAGAAGGGAGUUAGAGAAGAAACGCUUGCGGGAAGAAGAGAAAAAGAAAAGGAGAGAAGAAGAAAGAUGCAAAAAAAAAGAGACAGAUAAGCAGAAGAAAAUCACGGAGAAAGAUGUAAGGAUUAAGCUUCUUAAGAAACCAGAAAAGGGAGAGGAACCACCCACAGAGAAACCAAAAGAAAGAGGCGAGGAAACUGGUGUUGGAGAUGGAAAGCCAGAGGUCGUGAAGGCCAGGCCAUUGGAGAGCUCACUGGAGGAGCUCAGGGAGAAGGUGUCCACAUGCAGUGAGUGGCAGGAGUCCUGGUGCUGGGACAAGAAUGCUUUUUGUGCAGCUCUGAAGGGAGCUUCUCUGGACAUAGUCCUUUGAGGGGGGUAAGAUUUAUUUACUUUAAAGGCAGAGUUAGGUCUUCCAUCCUCUGGUUCAUUCCCCAAAUGGCUGAAACAAUUAAAGGUGAGCCAGUCUGAAGCUAGGGGCCCAAGUAUUUGAGCCACCCUCCUCUGCUUUCCCAGAUGCAUUUGCAGGAAGCUGGGUCAGAAAUGGAACAGCCAGGACUUGAGAUGACACCCAUAUGGGGUGCUGGUACCACAGGUGGGGGAUUGGCCUGUUACAUCAUUACAUCGCCCCCAAGAACACAGCACUUAGUAACCAAUGGACCAGAAAUGUGCCCCUGACUCACCCCUGGCCUUGAGGCCUUAUGUGACUAAUGUCCCCUGACCCAGGACUCCUGUCAGUUGUGACAUUUGGAUACCUGGUCCCCAAGGCUGUUCUGCAGUUGGUGAGAGUACAUUUCAGCUGAGAGGGUGAGUGAUAAGGCUGGAGGCAGACCACCAGUUUCCCAGAAUCACAAGAAUGAGCACGUGUCCAUUUACUGUUGGUUAGGGUCUUAGUAGAUGCAUAAUGUAAGUUCUUGCAUGACUGAUAUCACCUGCAAGUCCCAAGGCUGCAUCAGGCUGAGUGCUCCUGGCUCCCCGUGAAGCCACUCAGGUCUCAUUGACUCUAUAGGGAACAGGAGGGCUGUGUUUACUUUGGAGGGUUAAUGAACAUUGGAAAAGGUGAGGUGCUAUAAUAUGCUUGCAGUGUGUCUUACUCAGAUACAAGGACAGAUGCUGUGGUUCCAUCUGUUGAUGUUAGUAGCAGCACAGUGUAGACAAGCUGGCAGGUAUCACGGCUAUUGACCCUUUGUGUUGAGUUGCAAGUCACAGCCUGACCAGGGAAAAGAGGUCUUGAGAAAAAUAAUUGAAAUACAAAGAUGGCCCACAGAUGAUAGCAAGAAUCCCAGGGCUCACUGUGAGUGUGGGCAGCCUUCCAGAAGGAACAGAGAUGAGCUGAGAAGAGAGCCCGGACUGGAAUGUCCCUGUGAAGGCUUUAAGAGGCCAGGAAUGUGGUUCCUAACUCAUUUGGGGUCUUCGCCCAGCUCUGUGUUGUGAGGACAUGUGGUAUGUCACAGUCACAGCUGCUCUUUCCAAGCAAAGACUCAUUGAGCCAGUAAGGAAAAAAUGUGGCUGGGU
Ochotona princeps (American pika) is the source of this 2250-nucleotide messenger RNA. RefSeq names its product UPF3A regulator of nonsense mediated mRNA decay (gene UPF3A). The transcript is spliced from 10 exons. Gene Ontology annotation, molecular function: telomeric repeat DNA binding. Gene Ontology annotation, cellular component: cytoplasm; nucleolus. The record is from RefSeq and is a predicted model, not a curated record. Bases 128 to 1108 code for a protein of 326 amino acids. Gene Ontology annotation, biological process: nuclear-transcribed mRNA catabolic process, nonsense-mediated decay; positive regulation of translation. NCBI's taxonomy places the organism in Eukaryota, Metazoa, Chordata, Mammalia, Lagomorpha, Ochotonidae.